Mytilinidion resinicola is the source of this 2091-nucleotide messenger RNA. RefSeq lists its product as uncharacterized. The record is from RefSeq and is a predicted model, not a curated record. Lineage: Eukaryota; Fungi; Ascomycota; Dothideomycetes; Mytilinidiales; Mytilinidiaceae. The transcript has 2 exons. The coding region runs from base 374 to 1780 and encodes 468 amino acids.
AUUUACUGUCAAGAACGUGAAAUACCAUACAUACCGGGCUGUGACAGGCUCUCGCGACGCCCCACGACAUGCAGCUAGGCCGUUCCCCGCUCUGUUGAUGUCUGGGCGCGCCCUGCCCUCCGCAAACGCGGCCGAGACGUCAUGUGGACGCGAAGGUACAGCUAAGUGGGCACUGGGGUGCAUGCAAACUUCGCCAUGGAAAACCCUGCCAGUCACUCCCACGACGCUUUUCGCUGCUGUCGCAACUGAUAUACCGUGCUUCAUGCCCAUUUCCAUACCUCACAUCCAUUUCAAUUCGUUCAUUGUUCUUCUUUGCCUCGGCGACAACCCUCCACAAUUGCGCGACCCCGCUUGGCGCAUCGAUUGACUCGCCAUGUCCACCACAACCACCACCACCGCAAACGGCGACCCCAAAGACGCGCCAAAUGCGCCCUCAAACACUGCCACACACACAGCUACGCUAGAAACCGCCAUCCAAGAAGAGCAAGCCGCCAUCCUCGCGUCCGUCAUCGCCCUGACGACCCUCUUCUCCACCGCCGCCGAAGCCCUCACCCUCAUCCACCCCUCCGCCUCCACCCACCACCAAAAGCUCGCCCUCACCCGCCUAGGGCUGGAACAGGGCCGCCUCCUUAUCUUCGGCGACGUCGUCGGCAUCUCCUCGCCCCCCGCGACCAUCGCGACACAGUUCGUCCCGAGCCAUGCCGGGCUCACGAACCCAGACCCCUCGGCGCCGAUAAACUUUGGGGCGCGCGAUGCACGGCUGGAUGAAGAAGAUGUGAGGAAGAAAGUCGAGGCGUGUUUGGAAGAGAUUGUCGGCAGGCCAGAAAAAUUGGGGCGGGAGGACAUGAUGGCGACGUACGGCUUGAAGCCGUCGAAGCGCUUGGGGGUGGGCGAGCAGGCUGUAGACCUCAACCGUCUCGAAGCUUUUCGCGAGAAAUAUGCGCUGCUGCAGGACCUCUCACAUAAGAAGGCGCGCAUUCCAAUGCCGAGAAGGGGGAUGAGCAUGGUGGCCCAGCAUUGGACUGUCAAGGAUGUGGACAAGUUCAACGGGUUUAUUAAUAUGGUUAAGGCGCAGGUGGAUGAGUUGAUUGACUUGUUUGGGGUGCAAGAGCAGGUGGAGCGGGGGAUGAAGAUUGAUAUCAAGAGUUUGGGGUGGCACCCCGAUUUGAGUGGGGCAACGAUGAAGCGGGAUUGGGCAAAGUUGAAGCUGAUUCGGGAGGCCUGCGAGGGAGAGUACCCGUUGUUUGUGCAGGCAACCGACAUGGCCUUGAGGUAUAUCAACCAAGAGCUUCGGGGAAACGCGAAAUUACCGCUGGAUUUUGCGGAGAAGGAGGACAAAGAGAAGGCGCCCAGAAGGAGUUUGGAAUCCCCGAAGAGGCCAGGGUUCUUGGGACUGUUUUCUGGGAGUUGGGGUGGAAAGAAGAAGAAGGGCCCGCAACGGAGUCUGAGUAAUGCUGGCCAGACACAGCCGGCGGAAAAUACACAGAGGUCCAUGUCCGAGGAUAUGCAGAAGGAGUCCUUGGCGGACUUAGAGCUUGUGAGGUCGAAAUCCUUGUCGGCGAUGCCGGGGAAGAACCCGGUUACUAUCGACAGUGUUUUGGUUCAGACAACUUCCAACGAUUCGACUUUGGCAGAGGACGAUCCGGACCAUGUAGACUAUCAGCUCAAGCAUGCGGACACGGCAAACAGUCUUGUCGAUCGGCAUGAUAUGUGGAAAGGGCCUGGAAGAGUUCCGACCAAGGAUAUCCGGUGGGCCGCUAAGAGUAAUGCUGAGCAUUGAGCUUUCCUUUCAAUUUUUUCUUUCGGGCUUCAAGAUACCUCGCAAGGCCGUUUUAUUCUAAUUCUUCUUCGACAUUGUUCAGCGACACUUUUAAUAUCAAGAGUUUGACAACCCUAGUACCCUUUCUCUUUCUUCACCGAAUAUAUUCACAUCUAAUGAGCACAUCUAUCGAUGAUUCAAAAUAUAAUCCAACACAGCUUUCAUGCUUUCUUUUGCAGUAUCGCGAAAUAAAUCUCAAAAAGGCUUGUUAUGUCCAUCUCCGUUAAUUUCCAAGCCCCAUUAACCGUCAACUCAAGCUUAUAAAUUCCCCA